AUGUACUACAGUGCUGGAAACUAUGAGGCCUUUGCCCGGCCACGCAAGCCUGCAGGUGUAGAAAGCAAGCGAGCAUGGUUCGUCGGUUCAGGACUCGCAUCAUUGGCCGGUGCUGCAUUCCUGGUGCGCGAUGCUCAAAUGUCUGGUGAUAAAAUCACGAUCUUAGAGGAGAGCGAUCUCCCAGGAGGUGCCCUUGACGGCAUCAGGGAGCCUGAGAAGGGUUUCAUUAUACGCGGCGGACGGGAGAUGGAAGACCAUUGGGAAUGCCUCUGGGACUUAUACCGAUCCAUCCCGUCACUUGAGGUUGAGGGUGCCAGCGUUCUGGAUGAGUUUUACUGGCUGAACAAGGACGACCCGAACUAUUCAUUGCAGCGUGCUACAAUCAAUCAAGGUCAAGAUGCAAGGACUAAUGGUCGUUUUGGUCUUAGUCACAAAGCACAGAGAGAGAUCAUAAAUCUCUUUCUCAGUCGCCGUUCUGAAAUGGAAGGCAAGCGCAUCCUCGAUGUGUUCAGCCGAGAUUUCUUCCAAAGCAAUUUCUGGCUGUACUGGCGGACUAUGUUCGCGUUCCAAGAGUGGCACUCAGCUCUGGAGAUGAAGCUUUACCUCCACCGAUUCAUCCACCAUAUUGGCGGCCUAGCGGAUUUUAAAGCAUUGAAAUUUACCAAAUAUAACCAAUAUGAGUCCCUGGUGCUGCCACUAUACAAGUGGCUCCAGGACCAUGGAGUCCAGUUCCAGUACAGCACGAAAGUCACCGAUAUUGACUUUUUAGUCACCGACAGUCGAAAACAAGCCACCUGCAUUCACUGGAGCAAAAUGGGAGAAGACGGCAGUGUAGAAUUGCAUACUGAUGAUCUUGUUUUCAUCACUAUUGGCUCCCUGACGGAGAAUUCAGAUUCUGGGGACCAUCACAACCCAGCACAAUUGAAUGAAGGACCAGCUCCAGCAUGGGACCUUUGGAGGCGGAUCUCACUCAAGCACCCGGCUUUCGGCAAACCGGACGUGUUUGGCUCGUCAAUUCAGGAGACCAAAGGGGAGUCUGCCACUAUCACUACGUUGGACGACCGAAUUCCGAGCUAUAUCCAGAAGAUAUGCAAGCGCGACCCGUUCAGCGGUAAAGUAGUGACCGGCGGCAUCGUCACAGUUGCAGAUUCAAGUUGGUUGUUGAGCUGGACUGUUAACCGACAGCCUCAUUUCAAGAACCAGCCUCGGGACCAGAUUGUGGUGUGGGUGUACUCAUUGCUGGUGGACGUUCCUGGAGACUAUGUCAAGAAGCCUAUGCAAUGUUGUACCGGUGAAGAGAUUACCCAAGAAUGGCUGUACCAUCUAGGGGUGCCCGCUGAUGAUAUUCCAGCGCUUGCAGCUGCUGGUGCGCGAUGUGUGCCGGUCAUGAUGCCGUAUGUCACGGCAUUUUUCAUGCCUCGACAUGGAGGAGACCGGCCUGCAGUGGUUCCUGAGGGAGCCGUGAACUUCGCAUUCAUCGGGCAGUUUGCAGAGUCCACUCGGGACACGAUUUUCACUACAGAAUACUCUGUGCGGACUGCAAUGGAAGCAGUAUACCAGUUACUCGACGUUGAGCGUGGUGUACCAGAAGUCUUCAGCUCGACUUAUGACCUGCGAAAGCUUCUAGUUGCCGCGAACAAACUGCGUGAUGGAAAAGAAAUAGAUCUACAUCUUCCUCAUGCUAUCAAACAACUUCUCCUAGAGAAAUUGGAGAGGAAUGAGAUUGGAGCGCUUUUGCAGGAAUAUCAUCUUAUCUGA
This is a messenger RNA of Aspergillus pseudoviridinutans, 1758 nucleotides long. RefSeq names its product oleate hydratase. Gene Ontology annotation, biological process: fatty acid metabolic process. Gene Ontology annotation, molecular function: oleate hydratase activity; FAD binding. NCBI's taxonomy places the organism in Eukaryota, Fungi, Ascomycota, Eurotiomycetes, Eurotiales, Aspergillaceae. Bases 1 to 1758 code for a protein of 585 amino acids. The transcript has a single exon. The record is from RefSeq and is a predicted model, not a curated record.